Diceros bicornis minor is the source of this 3861-nucleotide messenger RNA. RefSeq names its product frizzled class receptor 7 (gene FZD7). Gene Ontology annotation, molecular function: Wnt receptor activity; Wnt-protein binding. The transcript has a single exon. NCBI's taxonomy places the organism in Eukaryota, Metazoa, Chordata, Mammalia, Perissodactyla, Rhinocerotidae. Gene Ontology annotation, biological process: canonical Wnt signaling pathway; non-canonical Wnt signaling pathway. The coding region runs from base 674 to 2398 and encodes 574 amino acids. Gene Ontology annotation, cellular component: plasma membrane. The record is from RefSeq and is a predicted model, not a curated record.
GGCCGCGGGCACCGGGGCCUCGCAGCUUUGGACGCGGUGUAACUGGAUUUCCAGAAAGCGCUCGCCGAGCUCUGGGCUCCCAGGCGCCGAUCGGACUCCGAGCGAGAAUCAGCCGCUUGGCUGAAACUUGGGGCCGAGCUCUCGGGGCUGAAGAAGGAGCGCGAGUGGCGAAGGAGGCGGCGGCGGCGCGCGGAGCCUCGAGGCGAGGAGGCGGAGCAGCCCCGCCGAGGCGGCGUCCUCGGCUCCAGGCGGCGGCGCGGGCUCUCGCUGCCGGGGGCGGACUCGGCGCGGGGGGCGCGCGUGAGUGCGCGCUGCGGCUCGGGAGACUCGCGAAAACUUUGAAGGGUAACCGGAGACGCUUGUUGCUCCUCGCCGCGGAAAGAGCCGCACCGUUACGUCGCGGCGGAAGACGGCGGCCCCUCGGCGCCCCCGGCCCAGGCAGACGAGGUCGGGCCCCGGCGGCCGCGCGAGUGCUGGGCGGAGAGGCCGCGGCGCCCCCGCGGCGCGAGCGCCCCAGCUGCAGCGCCCCCGGCUCCGCGCCGCCCACGGCCCGGCCCCGGCGCCGGGGAGACUCUCAUGUGCCGGGCGCGCCGGCGCCUCCCCGGAUCCAAGCCUCUCCCCGCUGCCUCGUCGCGCUCCUCGGGCUGAGAGCGUCGCUGCACCGCGGCCGGCGAUGCGGGGCCCCGGCGCGGCCGCGUCGCGCCUGCCCCUGGGCCUGUGCACCCUGGUGCUCGUGCUGCUGGGCGCGCUGCCCGCGGGCGCCGGGGCGCAGCCGUACCACGGCGAGAAGGGCAUCUCGGUGCCGGACCACGGCUUCUGCCAGCCCAUCUCCAUCCCACUGUGCACGGACAUCGCCUACAACCAGACCAUCCUGCCCAACCUGCUGGGCCACACGAACCAAGAGGACGCGGGCCUCGAGGUUCACCAGUUCUACCCGCUGGUGAAGGUGCAGUGUUCGCCAGAGCUGCGCUUCUUCCUGUGCUCCAUGUACGCGCCCGUGUGCACCGUGCUCGAUAAGGCCAUCCCGCCAUGCCGCUCUCUGUGCGAGCGGGCCCGCCAGGGCUGCGAGGCGCUCAUGAAUAAGUUCGGCUUCCAGUGGCCCGAGCGGCUGCGCUGCGAGAACUUCCCGGUGCACGGCGCCGGCGAGAUCUGCGUGGGCCAGAACACGUCCGAUGGCUCCGGGGGCCCGGGCGGCGGCCCCACCGCCUACCCCACCGCGCCCUACCUGCCCGACCUGCCCUUCACCGCGCUGCCCCCGGGGGCCGCCGACGGCAGGGGCCGCUCCGCCUUCCCCUUCUCGUGCCCCCGCCAGCUCAAGGUGCCACCGUACCUGGGCUACCGCUUCCUGGGCGAGCGCGACUGCGGCGCCCCGUGUGAGCCGGGCCGCGCCAACGGCCUCAUGUACUUCAAGGAGGAGGAGAGGCGCUUCGCCCGCCUCUGGGUGGGCGUGUGGUCGGUGCUGUGUUGCGCCUCGACGCUCUUCACGGUGCUCACCUACCUAGUGGACAUGCGGCGCUUCAGCUACCCCGAGCGGCCCAUCAUCUUUCUGUCGGGCUGCUACUUCAUGGUGGCCGUGGCGCACGUGGCCGGCUUCCUGCUGGAGGACCGCGCCGUGUGCGUGGAGCGCUUCUCGGACGACGGCUACCGCACGGUGGCGCAGGGCACCAAGAAGGAGGGCUGCACCAUCCUCUUCAUGGUGCUCUACUUCUUCGGCAUGGCCAGCUCCAUCUGGUGGGUCAUCCUGUCUCUCACCUGGUUUCUGGCGGCCGGCAUGAAGUGGGGCCACGAAGCCAUCGAGGCCAACUCGCAGUACUUCCACCUGGCCGCGUGGGCGGUGCCCGCCGUCAAGACCAUCACCAUCCUGGCCAUGGGCCAGGUGGACGGAGACCUGCUCAGCGGGGUGUGCUACGUGGGCCUGUCCAGCGUGGACGCGCUGCGGGGCUUCGUGCUGGCGCCUCUGUUCGUCUACCUCUUCAUCGGCACGUCCUUCCUGCUGGCCGGCUUCGUGUCGCUCUUCCGCAUCCGCACCAUCAUGAAGCACGACGGCACCAAGACAGAGAAACUGGAGAAGCUCAUGGUGCGCAUCGGCGUCUUCAGCGUGCUCUACACCGUGCCGGCCACCAUCGUGCUGGCCUGCUACUUCUACGAGCAGGCCUUCCGCGAACACUGGGAGCGCACCUGGCUCCUGCAGACGUGCAAGAGCUACGCGGUGCCCUGCCCGCCCGGCCACUUCCCGCCCAUGAGCCCCGACUUCACCGUCUUCAUGAUCAAGUACUUGAUGACCAUGAUCGUGGGCAUCACCACCGGCUUCUGGAUCUGGUCCGGCAAGACCCUGCAGUCGUGGCGCCGCUUCUACCACAGACUCAGCCACAGCAGCAAGGGGGAGACUGCGGUAUGAGCCCCGGCCCCUCCCCCACCCCGACCUCCCCAGCCCUGGCGCGGGGCGAGGCGCGCCCGGGAAAACGGCGGGUGGGGGGCUCGUUUCUGUAACCUGCUCCCCCUCCAAUGAGAAGUGACCUGGAAGAUAGGGGGUCUGUGUCGACUGCGGGCGAGGGGUGGGUUUGCAAAGGAGGCCUGGGUGGAGAGACGCUUUGGGUGAAGAGACUUCUGGCAAAAAGACUUGCAGGAUAAUGAUGAUGAUAAUGGUAACGAUGGUGUGAAUCAUGUACGGUACGGGCCGACCUGGGCCUCUCGAGAAGCUUGAGACCAGCAGACAUUGCCGUGCGUUCUCCCGGCUCCGGGGCUGACCCGGGACUGCGAGGAUUCCCCUGCUGCACGGCGAGUGGCCGGUCCGCACUCCCGUGAGGCCGGGGUGAAAGGUACAGCGCUGUCUCGUGGCCUCUUUGUCCGGAAGAGGGAGGACUCCCCGCGGCGGCCUUGUCAAGCGGUGGUCAAACCAUAAUCUCUUUUCACUGGGGCCAAACUGGAGCCCAGAUGGGUUAAUUUCCAGGGUCAGACAUUGCAGUCUCCCCUCCCCGGCCCCUCCCGCCUGUUUUUCCUUCCGUUACUCCUUUCAAGUCUUGUAAAAUAAGCAUUUGGAAGUCUUGGGAGGCCUCCCUCCUAGAAUCCUAAUGUGAGGAGGCGGAAGAAAUGAAGAUAACAUUUCCAGGUAAGGCAAAGGGAAUGAGUAGUAGGUAUGUCUGCUAUUUUUUUAUUUUCUGGGGAGGGCGGGAGGAAGAAAGAAGGGUGUUUUAUUUGGUUUAAUACCCUGAAAAGAAGUGACUUGUUGCUUUUCAAAACAGGAAUGCAUUUUUCCCCUUGUCUUUGUUGUAAGAGACAAAAGAGGAAACAAAAGUGUCUCCCUGUGGAAAGCAGAACUGUGAAGACAGCAACUUUUAUAGACUAAGUGGCGCAAAUCUGAGGUUUCCCUUUGGAUGUUAAUUUGGUUGAGAGAAACAUUCCUUUUUAAGGAAGCGUGAAGGGCACUGUGCUUCCAUACACCCCUUUCGGUCAGAGGUUCCGACUUGGCUAAAGGAAAUGCAAGGGGUUUUGUUGUGUUUGUUUUAAAUAAAUUUAAUUCAGAACACAUGAACGCAGAACACAGGCUCUGUUAAAACGUCCAGGGAAAUUUUGCUCUUUAUUUUUUUUUCUUUCUAUAAACCUGUAUUUAGGUUUUCCCUCAAUUUUUUUCCUCAAAUUUGAAUCCUUCAAGAUAAAAGGAAAAGCAUAAUGCCUUCAACCUCAUAAUAAAGAAAAGUUAAAUUUUUUAAAAAGUAAAGAACUAUUUUGUCCUGUUUUAGUUCCAUAAAUCAGUUUAUGAAACAUCACGUGUAUGCUGACCCUGUCUUUGUGUGGCUGUGUGGGGAGGUGACCUGCAGAAAUGAUAGUGAAUGAAGAGGACAGUUUAAACCAUGGGCCCCA